AUGUAUCUGGCUGAAGUUGCACCUCGCGAACUCCGUGGAACGGUUGCAGCAUGCAAUGCUCUGGGUAUCACCUUAGGUGACGUGGUCGCGUACUUGGCCACAUUGUCCAGCACAUUGAACACAAACGAAUUGUGGCCCAUCGCAUGCGGAUUGUGUGUUGUGCCAGCGGCAAUCUCCCUCCUCAUUCUGCCAUUCUGCCCAGAGAGUCCGCGUUUCCUGUUUAUGAAGAAAGGCGAUGAGAUUGCGGCACGGAAAGCUUUUUGUCGUCUCAAUUCCAAUGAGAACGUUGAAGCGCUUGUGUGUGAAUUAAUGGAAGAAAUGACGAGUGUCAAAACCAAACCUCAAUUCAGGUUCACACAUCUGUUCACUCGAAAGGAUCUCCGCAUGCCGGUAUUGCUUGCAUGUAUACUUGUGAUGCAACAACAGUUCUCUGGUAUAAAUGCGGUUAUCAGCUACUCAUCCACUAUGCUCAGAACCGCAGGCUUCCACGAGCAGUACAUACAGUACUGUGUGCUAGCAGUCGGUGUACUAAACAUACUGGUGACGACAACCGCGCUGCUGCUACUACAACACGCUGGACGCCGAACACUUCUCCUCUGGCCAACUCUGGUUCUCACACUGGUCCUUCUACUGCUGACAGUUACAGUGAACGUGUCCACAGAUGCGACGUCUAGAUCGUUGCAGCGAACAAUGGGACUCGCCUCAGCUAUACUCAUCCUCGUCUAUGUUGGCGCAUUCUCGCUGGGCUUGGGUUCAGUUACCGCGUUGAUUGUGUCCGAACUAUUCCGUCAAGAGCCUCGCGCAGCAGCAUUCUCGCUGAGUCAAUGCCUAUACUGGUUCUCGAAUCUGCUAAUCUUGGGCACUUAUCCAAGCAUUGUUGUGAGUGGCAGUUUGGUUUAUGUUAAACGUUAG
Messenger RNA from Dicrocoelium dendriticum, 912 nucleotides. The record is from the annotation of a GenBank genome assembly. Lineage: Eukaryota; Metazoa; Platyhelminthes; Trematoda; Plagiorchiida; Dicrocoeliidae.